Molecule: messenger RNA, 2769 nt
Organism: Solanum lycopersicum (tomato)
Lineage: Eukaryota; Viridiplantae; Streptophyta; Magnoliopsida; Solanales; Solanaceae
Source: RefSeq, a predicted model, not a curated record
AUGCCUACAGGAGGAACAGAUGUUAAGGUGUAUACUGUUGGCCCAGAAUAUGCACAUGCAGAGGCAAGGAAGUCUCCGGUUGUUGAUGGAGUUGUGAUGAGAAAUCCUGAUGGAAAAGAAGUUACAGCAGAUAUCUUCAUUUUGCAGGUCAGGUAUCCUGUUCUAUUAACCCCUUCAGAGAAGCAAAUGGCAAGAGAAGUUUGCAUAGCUUUCAGGCAAGCUGUUUGUGGCUUUGAUCUGUUGCUUAUUGCUAUGAUGUCUGAGAACAGGUACUAUGAUGAUGCGGCAUGUGUGUUGAGGAAGAUGUUUCUAGAUGCAAAAGCUCCACAUCUUUCAUCCACGAUACCACCAACUUUACCAUGGAAGGUUAAUGAACCUGUUCAGCCUUCUGAGGGACUAACACGUCAAGGAAGUGGGCUUAUUGGCACAUUUGGACAAUCAGAGGAGCUUCGAUGUGUAAUUGCAAUUAUUCGGCAUGGUGAUAGAACUCCAAAACAGAAAGUGAAGUUCAAGGUCACUGAGGAAAAGCUCUUAAAUUUGAUGUUAAAAUAUAAUGGGGGUAAACCAAGAUCUGAGACAAAGCUUAAGAGUGCCGUGCAAUUGCAAGAUCUUUUGGAUGCCACCAGAGCUCUAGUACCACGUACUAGACCUGGUAGGGGAAGUGAUAGUGAAGCAGAAGAUUUUGAGCAUGCUGAGAAGCUACGUCAAGUUAAAGCAGUUCUUGAGGAGGGGGGCCAUUUUUCUGGGAUCUAUAGAAAAGUUCAGCUAAAGCCACUACAGUGGGUUAAAGUGCCCAAAUCUAAUGGUGAAGGUGAAGAAGAAAGACCUACUGAAGCUCUUAUGGUUCUAAAAUAUGGAGGUGUUCUCACUCAUGCUGGAAGAAAGCAGGCUGAAGAGCUUGGAAGAUACUUCCGUAAUGACAUAUAUCCAGGUGAAGGUACUGGCCUACUUCGUCUCCAUAGUACAUAUCGUCAUGACUUAAAGAUAUACAGCUCAGAUGAAGGUCGCGUGCAGAUGUCCGCCGCUGCAUUUGCCAAAGGUCUACUUGACCUGGAAGGACAAUUAACACCUAUCCUGGUAUCACUGGUUAGCAAGGAUUCAUCUAUGCUGGAUGGGCUUGCCAAUGCAAGUGUUGAGAUAAAAGAAGCAAAGGCGAGGUUGAAUGACAUAAUUACUUCUGGACCAAAGACUAGUGGAUCUUCAGAGAAGCCUUGGAUGGUUGAUGGAGGUGGACUCCCACCUAAUGCAUCUGAACUUAUGCCCAAGUUGGUGAAAUUGACAAAGAAGGUGACAGAACAAGUGAAGCUGCUUGCUAAGGAUGAAGAUGAAGAACUCGCAGAGACAAGUUCCUAUGAUGUGAUUCCUCCAUAUGAUCAAGCUAAAGCACUUGGUAAAACAAAUAUAGAUGUUGAUCGUAUUGCUGCAGGCUUACCUUGUGGCAGUGAGGGAUUUCUACUCAUGUAUGUGCGUUGGAGAAAGCUUGAGAGAGAUUUAUAUAAUGAACGCAAAGAUCGUUAUGAUAUCACCCAAAUUCCAGAUGUUUAUGAUUCUUGCAAGUAUGAUCGUGUGCACAACUCACAUCUAAAGCUAGAGGAUUUGGAUGAACUCUUUGAAGUUGCAAAGCUCCUCGCAGACGGUGUUAUUCCCAAUGAGUAUGGGAUCAAUCCAAAGCAGAAGCUGAAGAUUGGAUCAAAAAUUGCUCGACGAUUGUUGGGUAAAAUUUUGAUUGAUCUGAGGAAUACUCGGGAAGAAGCUCUAAGCGUUGCUGACUUGAAGAGUAGUCAAGACCACGAUUCAUCAGUGAAUGAGACGGGGAAUGAAGAUACAGAAUAUCAUCCCAAGCUUAACAAUAGGAGUGAUCACAAACUUAAAAAAAGAGGUAGCUUCACCAGUGAAAAAUCAACAGACCAGGAUGAUGAUGAGGACAAAGAGACCAAGUACCGGUUAGAUCCAAAGUAUGCAAAUGUGAGGACACCAGAAAGACAUGUGCGGACACGCCUUUACUUUACAUCAGAGUCACAUAUACAUUCCUUGAUGAAUGUUAUUCGUUACUGCAACUUGGAUGAGUCUCUUCAUGGAGAGGCCAGCCUUGUGUGUGACAAUGCUUUAGAUCGCUUGUUCAGAACCAAGGAGCUUGACUACAUGAGUCAUAUUGUAUUGAGGAUGUUUGAGAACACAGAGGUGGCUUUGGAAGAUCCAAAAAGGUUUCGCAUAGAAAUGACUUUCAGUCGUGGAGCAGAUCUAUCAUCAUUAGAGAAAAAUGACAAGGAAGCGACUUCAUGGCAUCAGGAGCACAUAUUGCCAGUUAUGGUUCCUGAAAGGCUUCAAGAAGUGGGAUCACAUCUUACAUGGGAUAAUAUGGAAAAUAUGAUUCAUCCAUUCGCCAUGCCGGCUGAAGAUUUCCCCCCACCAUCAACCCCUCAAGGUUUCUCAGGCUACUUUUCAAAAAGUGCAUUAGUUCUAGAGCGCCUCGCUAACUUAUGGCCCUUUCACAAGUAUGGGAACACUACUGGGAAGUAGUGCCUUAUUAUUUCCUGUUUCAUUGGCAAUUUGAUAACCGAGGUUUGAGAUUGUCUCCUCAAAGGUAUUGAGGAAUCAAUAGUAGCUGGAGAGUUGUGGGAUAUCAUUUUUUGAAAAUGUCUUCCUUUUUUCCUUGAUACCAUCAUUAUCAUUCAUUCACACAAGUAAAAUGGAAUGUUUUGCAAUGAAGCGCCACCUCAAAAUCACAUAAAUGUUCAGUGAAUCAGCAUAAAACUGCUUUAGUUGAGA